GUCCUGUCUACAGUGCUGGAGAAACCUGGAAGGAUUUUUUUCAUGUUCAUUAAUUAUUUGAGAAACUGGAACUCAACAUGUCACAAUUGGAGGGUGCAAAGGUGCAGCAGUCUCAUAAACCCAUCACUACGGUGCUGCUGGGAACAAACAGCAGUAACAAGUGUCUGAUUGGUAACGCUAUCCUCCGGCAACACUGCUUUCUUGCUGGACCACAAAUGAUUAAAUCAUUAGAUAACACAUCCGUCCGUAUUAUCAACACUCCAGAUAAUCUCUCAGAACAAGAAGCUACCAGUAAAGAAGAGCUGAACCCAUCAUAUCCAGGUCCACGUUUAUUUCUCCUGGUGCUAGAAGAUAACAAGAUCUCACAAGAAGAAAUGAAGAUACUCGACUACCUGAAAGAGAGAUUUGGAAAGAACAUUUUGGAAAACAUAAUCAUUGUGAAGGUUAGCGGCGAAGAGGAAAGUUCUGAAGGUUCUGACACAAAGGUUCUGAAUGAGUGUGGGGGGAAAAUUUCUGUUUGUAAGAAUCAAGACGUAAAAGAAUCUGAUCUGAUGGAGCAACUGAUUGAGAAAUGGGACAAAAUACAGAAGCGGCUUCGUAAAGCAAGCAUCUGUGUAGAACACACAUAUGAGGAUCUUGAUGCCAUUAAGCAGAAAGAGUCGACAGAUAAAGGGGAGGACGCAAAUGUCCAGCAGCCUCAUAAAGACAUUAGUCUGGUUUUGCUGGGAUUGAACAAGAACAAAUGUAUGAUCGGCAACGCAAUUCUUCAAGAAGAUUGGUUUGGUGCUGCAAGAGAAAAGCCCCAGAAGGUGAAACAAGUAGAAGAUCGGUCGAUCUGUGUUAUCAACACUCCAGAUAAUCUCUGCUGGCCGAUCCCUGCAAAACCAGAUGAGCUGAACCCAUCAUAUACAGAAGAGCUGAACCCAUCAUAUCCAGAGCCACGCGUGUUUCUCCUGGUGCUAGAAGAUAACAAGAUCUCACAAGAAGAAAUGAAGAUACUCAACUUCCUGAAAAAGAGAUUUGGAGUGAAAAUGGUUGACAAUACAAUCGUUGUACUGGUCAGAGGUGAAGAGGAACAUUCUGAAGAGCCAUAUGAGCGAGCGGAUGAGAGACUGAAAAAAGUUCUGGACGAGUGUGGAAAGAGAAUUUGUGUUUAUAAGAAGAAUCAAGACAUGAAAGAAUCAGAGCUGGUGAAAGAGUUAAUGGAGAUGUGGGACAAAAGGGAACCAAACUCUGCAUCUGAAGAGCACGUGUACGAGGACGUUGAUGACCUUGGACUAAUGAAGAUGAAGCAGACAGAUGAGAGCAACGGGGAAAAUGCUCAGUCACCUGCACACAUCACAGUGCUGUUGCUGGGAAAGAACAACGAUCACAAGUGUCUGAUAGGAAACAUCAUUCUCGAGGAAAAGCGAUUCAAGUCAGAAGUCUGUGAGACAAAUACAGGAAAAGUAGAAGAUCAGAAUGUGUUACUUAUCAAAACUUCAAACUCUCUGAACUCAGACGAACACAUGACUGAAGAGAUGAAGCCGUCUUACACGGGUCCUCGUGUGUUCCUCUUGAUACUGCAGGGACAUGAUGUGUCUCAAGAUGAGUUUGAGAUGUUUCUACAUUUGAAGAAGUGCUUUGGAGAGCAUGUAGGGGAAAAUACCAUUUUAUUGGUUGACUGUGAAAAACCUUUACUGGACAAAUCUAAGUCGCACUUCACUGAAAAGCUUCUGAGUAAGUGUGAAAACAAAGUGUGUUAUUAUAACAAAGACGAAACUAAACACAAACUGGUUGAAGAACUGAUGAAAUACACAACAAUCAUGCAGACGGCUCUAAAAUCUGCUGGAGAACGAACCAACACUGACAGUCUCAGAGGCCGACCUGUUAACUUCGGUGGGACAAAUGAAAAUAGUUCAAUGUGCGAGGAACCAACACCAGACAUGUCAGGUCAAAAACAACCAGACGUGUUAGUUCAUCAGGAGCUUCCAAGAACAGUUCAUGAGGAGCAUCAGACGCGGCACAUGAGUACCUCCUCCAUCAAGACCAUUGUGUUGCUGGGACAGACAGGAAGUGGAAAGAGCGCUACAGGAAACACCAUCCUUGGAAAGCCGUAUUUUCAGUCUCACGCCAGUUCUGUGCCGGUAACACAGGUGUGCCAGAAAGAAGAAGUAACAGUCUGUGGAGAAAAGAUCAGAGUCGUGGACACCCCAGAUUUCUUUAGUGAAGAUCUUAAAAACCAAGAGGAACAGCUGAGAUCAUGUAAAGAUCUCAUUCAGCACGGGCCUGUUGUGUAUUUACUGGUGAUGGAGCUCGGCCGUUUCACAGAUGGAGAGAGAGAGGUUCUGCCACGCUUGAAGAAAGAGUUUGGUGAGGACAUGACCACAAAAACUGUGAUUCUCUUCACCAAUAAAGAGAAACUGAAAGGCAAGACUUUGACAGAUUACAUCAAUGAAACCGAUGAAGAACUUCAGAAAAUGAUUCAAAACUGUCACUCAAGGUGUUGUGCAUUUAACAACAACAAGAAAAGCAGUCAUCAGGUGAAGGAGCUCAUGGACCUCGCUUUGAGUACACAGACUGACAGAAAUAUGCUGUUAGAGAAAUCCUCACAUCAUAAGAAACAAAAAAAAAACUUACAUGAGCUUAAAAAUGUCAAAGAGUGCAGAAUUUUGUAAAUAAGACAAAACAUCUUGUUUGGAUCUCUCAGAAAAAAAGUGGAUCUCUGUCUAGCAAAGAUGUCUCAUCAUGGAAUCCUUUUCUUAUUUCAUGUAUGUGUAUUUGCAGAUAAUGAUGAUGAUUUUGCAAUGAAUUUAAUGGACUGCAAAAACAUCUUGAUUGUACAAAAGACCUGACUGUCUUAAUAAAAAGAUCCAUAUAUCGCAAUCUCACUUGAUUAUUGCAGUUGAAUGAAUAAGUCGCCCAAAAAUGAUAUUCUGUCAUCAUUUAACAUUCUUGUCAUUUCAAACCUGUAUGACUUUAUUUCUUCUACAGAACAUUAAACAGGAUAUUUGGAGUAAUGCUGAAAAUUUUCAUAAUACUUUCUAUGGACAUUCACAGUCCUUGAUAUGUACAUCCAGCAUUAUGGUUACAGACCUCACGUGAGAAGAAAAAUAAAUGUGGUUGUCAAUCCUAAAUACUGACAGUUUGAACUGUGAACGUUGCCGAGGUCCAAAUAUUAACUAAACCUAUAAUAGACGCUUCAAAUGUUUGACUUCAGACCUGCUCUGAGUGCAAUCUGAAUGUGAUGUUCACAUGAAAACUGUGACAAUCGAGGUUCAGGAAGAUCCAAAAUGCAUCUUUAUUUAAAGGGGUAUAAUCCAAAAUCGUAAUCCACCAAAGGGGUCGAAACAGGCAGCUAUCGAAAUCACGUGACCAAUGACGUCCAAAGCGUCGUUCACAGAAAAAUUCACAUGAAAGAAGCUUCGUUUCACACAGACCCACGUGACUGCUUCGUACUUUGUUCGACUUGAUGACUGACUCUUGCGGUACUUUGAUGUCAUCCGCCAGUCGGAUAUUGCGGCGCCGCAUAAAAUCUUACGUAAACUUCCAUAUGAGUGGAGGGGCGUGGUUAAAACAUGCCCAACAUCGCUAUGAAAUAUAAACUCGAUUUUUUGGGGAUUUCACAUAUUCAACUGGUAUAUUUCCAGGUACGAAUUGAAACACAGCAGCUACGUCUCUUGAGGAAUAAAGGUUAAUUUUACAAUGUUUUAACUGACCACAGCCUCGAUGACGUAUACAGCCAUCACACUAGGACGCAGAUCAUACACAUCCCAACUCUCGCACAUUUCAGGUGGAUUUUCUCUUCAACCUUUAAUGUAAAAUAAACAUUUCUAAUAAAGAUUUGUUCAUCGAGAAUUUAAAUAUUUCCUCGUUUGACGCGUCACAGUAGUCCUUUGGCGCCCUCUAACGGCAAAGUUUGG
Molecule: messenger RNA, 3902 nt
Organism: Triplophysa dalaica
Lineage: Eukaryota; Metazoa; Chordata; Actinopteri; Cypriniformes; Nemacheilidae
Product: GTPase IMAP family member 8
Exons: 8
Coding region: 78-2657 (859 amino acids)
Molecular function (GO): GTP binding
Source: RefSeq, a predicted model, not a curated record